Molecule: messenger RNA, 5950 nt
Organism: Panthera uncia (snow leopard)
Lineage: Eukaryota; Metazoa; Chordata; Mammalia; Carnivora; Felidae
Gene: TLCD2
Product: TLC domain containing 2
Exons: 4
Coding region: 237-1025 (262 amino acids)
Biological process (GO): membrane assembly; phospholipid homeostasis; plasma membrane organization
Cellular component (GO): plasma membrane
Source: RefSeq, a predicted model, not a curated record
UGUUGGCUGUAGCUCCGGGGCGUGGCUCCUCGGCUGCUCCAAUCACCACCUAGCCGAGUGAUGGGGGCGUGGUCGAAGCCUAGAAAAGUUAAAGCGGAUUCCAAAGGCGCGGUGGGCUGGGGAAGUCAAAGACCCGUUCUUGCGCGAAAACCAACUCGCAGCCCCCGCAGCUGACAUUGGGUGCGUCCCAGCUGAGAGCGCCGGCGCCCAAGGGACUAAAUCGGACCUGCCAGGCCAUGUGGGGGCUCCUUGUGACCGGCGCCUCCUUCGCCGCCUUCCGGGGGCUGCACUGGGCGCUGCAGCUGCUGCCCACGCCGGGAUCUGCUGCCCAGGACCGUUGGAAGUGGCGGAACAUCUGUGUCUCCCUGGUGCACAGCCUGCUCACAGGGGUCGGGGCGCUGCUCGGGCUCUCGCUGUACCCUCAGAUGGCUGCCGACCCGAUUCACGGCCACCCGUUCUGGGCCCUGGUGCUGGUGGCUGUGUCCGUGGGUUAUUUCUUGGCGGAUGGAGCUGACAUGCUGUACAACCAGACCUUGGGCCAGGCCUGGGAACUUCUCUGUCAUCAUUUGGUGGUAGUGAGCUGCCUCAGCACCGCCAUUCUGUCCAGCCACUAUGUAGGCCUCUCUAUGGUGUCUUUGCUCCUGGAGCUGAACUCUGCCUGCCUGCACCUACGAAAAUUGCUGCUGCUUUCCCACCAGGCCCCAUCCCUGGCCUUCAGCAUGGCCAGCUGGGCCACCCUGGCCACCCUGGCCCUCUUCCGCCUGGUGCCUCUGGGGUGGAUAAGUCUGUGGCUGAUCCGGCAGCAACACCAGGUGCCUCCUGCUCUGGUCAUCCUUGGUGGAACUGGACUGGUGACUGUGGGUGCCAUGAGCGUCAUACUGGGUGUCCGUAUUUUGGUCAGUGAUGUCCUACGGUCUCGGCACCACCCGCCCAUCCCUGGGCACAAGGAAACCAGGGACACAAGGAGAUGUUGUGAUGGUGAGCUUGUCACCAGGGAUGGUUCCAUUCUCAGCCUGAAAGACUAGAGAGAAGCGUCAGGCUCCUCUCCGGCCAGUCCUGGGGGAGACAUGGCCAGGACAAGGACAUGGUGGUCUACAGUGCACUGUCCCUCGAUGGGGUAAGGACCGAAAGGAAUUUUCAGUAUCUCAAUUCCUUUUCCGGCUAACUCACACCCCUCCCCAUUCCUAGGAUCUAAGAAGAAAUGCUGAUGCUCAUGAUGGGUGGGAAACCGGGAUCCUGGGCUAUUGUUCACUGAAUCCCAUCAUCAGAUGACCGCUUCGUCCAGCAGACUAACUCAAGAGGUACAGCCAGUUCUACCAAUAAGAGGUGGCAGGAGGCAUGAAGCUAAAUGAAACUACCAAUGAAAUCCUUUGCUUUAGCAUGGGAACAGGUGAAGAAAGGUGAGGUCCUGUUAGGAUCAGAGAGAUCUGGCAUAGAGGGGGUGGGGUCAGAGGAAGAAAGACCUCAACUGUGACCAAAUUCUAGCAAUGGGAGGAGGCCACACAGGUGCUAUCAGUAGCCAGUGGGGGUGGACAUAAUAGUCACCAAGAGACAGAAGAACUGGGCCACUACAAUUGCUGCUGAUAUUUCUGGUUCUCAAAGCCACACUACUGUGUUUGUACUUAAUGUUAGUUCUACUGCUUUAAAAAAAUUUUUUUCUUAAGAGAGAGAGAGAGUGUGGGGGAGGGGCAUAGAGAGAGAAUAUUUUUGUAAUGUUUCUGUAUUUUGAGAGAGUGCAUGCAAGCAGGGGAGGGGCAGAGAGAGAAGGAGAGAGAGAGGAUCUCAAGCAGGUUCCGUGCUGCCAGCACAGAGCCUGAUGUAAGCCUCCAUCUCACAAACCGUGAGAUCACAAGCAGAGCUGAAAUCCAAGAGUCCGACGCUUAGCUGACUGAGCCACCCAGGCACUGAGAGAGAGAAAGAGAGAGAGAGAGAGAGAGAAAGAAUCUUAAGCAGGCUCCGCACUCAGUGUAGAGCCCAACUCAGGGCUCAAUCUCACGACCCUAGGAUCAUGACCUGAGCCAAAAUCAAGAAUUAGAUGCUCAAUGCACUGAGCCACCAGGUGCCCCUGCCUUCAUAAUUUUUAAAAAGUCCAGCAUCUUCCUUUUAAAUUUUCUUAGUAUCUUCUGAUCUUUUCAAAGAUUCUUCUUUUUUAAUUUUUUUAAAUGUUUAUUUAGUUUUGAGAGAAAGAGAGUGUGAGCAGGGGAGGAGCAGAGAGAGAGGGAGACACAGAAUCCAAAGCAGGCUCCUGGCUGUGAGCUGUCCCCACAGAGCCCCACACAGGGCUCGAACUCAAGAACCGCAAGAUCAUGACCUGAGCCAAAGUCAGAUGCUUAACUGACUGAGCCACCCAGGUGCCCACCAGGUCUGUCUUCUUAAGACAGCACUAAAGCCCAGAGCCACGGCAGGGACUCAAACACCUGAUCUGGGUGCCGACUAUAGGGUUUUCCCAGGCCCUGUCUUUCAUGGAAGAAUGAGGGCAGAGGCAGAAGUAGAUGAGGGAAGGCUUCCACUUGGCUGCAGAGGGACUAAGGUGUAUCUGACUCCCUUCCAGGAUUCCUUUGCGAGCUCUCCCUCUCCUUUCUCCCCUAACACUUCUGCUGCGCUUUUGUUUUUCACCACACAAAAUCUCUUUUCUUCAGGCAGAACAGCCAGGUUAUGGGAAGUGUAGAGGGGAUUAAGUUUACUAUUCUACAAAGCAAUGGACAGAAAGAGAUGACCCUUAAUCAUCUACAGAAAAAAAUACAUGAGCAGAAGCAAGAGACAGGAAAAUUAAAACAAAAAAAUCCUGCCCCAAUGCUGAGCUAGAGAAAGACAAAAGGGAUAGGAGAAGUGGACAUACAUAGAUCAAGGGACAAAUAAAAGGAUCACCUGUAUGGAAGAGACAGAGGUGAAGACAGAUGGAGGGCAAGACAGGGAAUCUUUGGCGGAAACGUUGAGAAAGACCCUCAUGGUUGCUGACAGGAAGCAGUCACAGAACUGGUAAAAUGGUCAUAAACAAAGAGGACAAGGACGAGGAAAAUCAGUAUAAAAGCUGACAGGAAGGGCCCCCAAGGGUGCAAGGCACAGAUGGUUUAGACAGAGAAAUAGAGUGAGUGACAAGGAGGAACGACCCGACUCAGGAGAGAUGGAGGUAACAGAAGCCUUUAGAGAGGUUAGCAGAGCGAGAGAAGAGAGAGGUGGAGAUAGAGGCUGAGGGGGAUUCGUCAGGGGAGCUGAGAAGCAAAAGAACAGAAGGUGGAGAGGCACUCAAUGGGAAGAUUCACUGGCAGAAAAAGAAAGUAGGAAAUAUGUGGCGUUGGGGACAGAAAGACAAAGGACAAACGGCUACACUGUAUAACACAAAGCCAGAGACUGCCAGGAACUGUUAGGCAGAGACUGGUAGGAAGAUGAGGAAAAAUAAGAAUCAGGGAUGUAAAUUGACAUAGAAGAAUAGGCAAAGGGACUGAGGAGAACCACAGAGGGUGAAAGAAGGGGGAGGGGUGGGUGGAGAGGGGAGCAGACUGAGUAAAUAAACAUCCAAAGGAAGGGGCACCUGGCUGGCUCAGUUGAUGGAAGAUGCGUGAUCUCAGAGUUGUGAGUUCGAGCCCCACGCUGGGUGUAGAUAUUACUUAAAAAAAAAAAAAAAAAUCUAGGCGUGCCUGGGUGGCUCAGUUGGUUAAGCGUCCAACUUCAGUUCAAGUCGUGGUCCCAGGGUUUGUGGGUUUGAGCCCCACAUCAGGGUCUCUGCUGUCAGCACACAGCCUGCUUUGGAUUCUUUGUCCCCCUCUCUCUGCCCCUACCCCACUUGCUCGCUCUCUCUCUCUCUCUCUCUCUCCCCCUCUCUCAAAAGUAAAUUAAAAAAAAACAUUAAAAAAUAAAUAAAAUCUAAAACAAACAAAAAUGCCCCAAACCAAACCAACAAAACAUCCAAAGGAAAAAUCAAGGAGAAGGAGGGAACAGAUGAAGAAAGAAAGAAAGAAAGAAAGAAAGAAAGAAAGAAAGAAUAGAGAUAGGGAAAAAAGGAAGGAGGGAUAGUGACAGAUACCCAUCAGAGAUCAUUAAAGCACAAAGUGGGUGGGGCACCUGGCUGGCUCUGUUGGAAGAGGAUUCAACCCUUGACCUCAGGGCCAAGAGGUUUUUGUUUUUUGGGUUUUUUUAAUGUUUAUUUAUUUUGAGAGAGAGAGACAGAGAGAGAGACAGAGCACAAGCAGGGGAGGAGCAGAGAGGGAGAGGGAGACACAGAAUCUGAAGCAGGCUCCAGGUUCUGAGCUGUCAGCACAGAGCCCUACGCAGGGCUCGAACUCACAAAUCGCGAGAUCAUGACCUGAGCCAAACUUGGAUGCUUAACUGACAGAGUCACCCAGGUGCCCCUCGGGGUUGAGAGUUUGAACCCCAUAUUGGGACUAGAGAUUACUUUAUAAAAUUAAAACGUCUUUUUAAAAAAAGUUUAUUUAUUUAUAUCUCUAAGUUUAUGUAUUUAUUUAUUUAUUUGGGAGACAAACAGAGAGAGGGAAAGAGAGGCUCCUAAGCAGGCUCUGCACUGUCAGCAGCUCAAACUCACGAACCACAAGAUCGUGACCUGAGCCAAAAUCAAGAGUCGGACGCCUAACUGACUGAGCCACCCAGGCACCCCCAAAAUUUGAAAAUCUUAAAAAUUUCCAAAAAGCACAAAGGGAAAGAACAACACAUAGAGGCUGAGAAGAAAUUGCCACAGUUGGAAGCAAACACAGGCAGACAAUAAGAGCAGAGACAUCAAAUGUAAUCAGACAAAAGCCAGAGAGGCAAAGGUAUAGAAGUUGAGACAGAGAAACAAAACAGAGUUGUGUCAGAGAGGUUGUCCUUGAUAGAAGUAGUAUCUUCAAAACUCAAUUCGCCAUCUUAACUGAAUACCUUCAUUAACAAAAACACUAUCUUGAGUUUUCAAAGCAAAAGAAAUGUGACAAACUCACGGAAGAAAUCCGUUCCCUAAGUAUGUGUUGAGGUCAAUAUUGAUUUGUUCCAAGCCCUGCAUGUUUUCUUGUGCUGCCGACACAAGUUUAUGGUUCAAGCGAGUACCCCUCAAGUGACUAAUUGAUAGUAUCUUGUGAGAGAUGCCAAGACCUUGACCAUUAUGGAAAUAUAGCUGUUCCUGUGGGUUAACUAGUAAAACUUGUACAGGAAGGGUAAGAUUAGCUACUAGGUAGGGGUAGGACAUAAGCAAACACUUGAAGAAUUUGGGAUCAGACAAAUUUUCAUCACAGUGACCCAGUGAAACUUCAGGAAGGCAAGACUGCAUUAUGAUUGUAAUUGAUUAAGUAGAUAUCUCAUCACAGAGACCAGUUAUAGAUGGUGUGGACCAGAUAUAGAUGAUGGGAAUUGGAGAGGCAUGGUCAGUUGGGUCCCUAGAAAAGAGAAACUCAAAAAUGCAGAGGUUGGCAAAUGCUGCAUUUGGUACAAUGAGUUGGGUCACCGUGGCAGUGACCUGUCAGACCUCACCAUGGCCUAGUGAAGUGGCCCUCAAGACUGACUCCAUGCCUACCAAGCUAUCGGCUGAUGAAUUAUUUGUCCUCUGGCACAAGGGAGUGGCUUCCGGGAUGGGAGACAUUGAUAUUUUAUAGUCUUGAAACACUAUCCUGAUCAUAAAUUAAUAAAUUGCUAUGCACAUAAUUGCAGUCUUUUAUGAAUGCGGUUUCUUUGAGUCAUGUUUUCUUGGUUCCAAUGGCGGUCUGAUUUAUAAUGAAAUGCUGGACUGUGGAAGCUUUGCCUUGGGAAGGUCUCGUCUUGGCACCAACUUUUUGACCCACAAAGCCCUAAAGUGUUGGAAGAUCCUCUACUAUCAAGAAGCAAACCCAGAGCACCUGGAUGGCUCACUCUGCUAAGCGUCGACUUGGGCUCAGGUCAUGAUCUCACGGUUGGUGAGUUUGAGCCCUGCCUUGGGCUCUGUGCUGAGAGCUCAGAGCCUGGCGCCUGCUUCGGAUUCUAUGUCUCCCUC